UCACUCUCGCGUUGUUUCCGCUGCCGCCGUUGUUCCAUUGAGAGAAGCUCAACAUGGCAUCCGACGGAGUAACGGGUAGCGAUUCUCUUUCGCCUGAUUUAGGAGGUGCAAUCGCAGCUUUAAACACAUGGAGCAAUCCGGAGCUUCAAGCCAAGCUGGCUGACCUGGGCGCACCAAAUAUGGGUCCCAGAGAGGAGCUGAUUGACAGACUGAAGGGCUACAUGAUGCAGACAGGAAUUAUCCUCAGCAAACCAAAUGAAGACAACCCAAUGGGCGUCCAGAUGCCAGGGUUACCUUCUCUUCCCCCAUUACCCAUGCCUCCAAUGCCCCCUGGCAUCGGAAUGCUCCAGCCUAUGGGCAUGAUGCCCGCUGGAGGUCCUCCUCCUCCUGGUUUACCCUUAGGAAUGGAGCACGGACCCCUGCUGCCUCCAGCGCUGACGCAGGACGACCAGCUGAAGAUGGCUCAGCACAGGGCGGCCAUGGUUCUCCAACAGGAGGAACGAGCCAAACAGGCUGCUGUGCUGCUGGAACAGGAGCGUCAGCAGGAGAUGGCCAAGCUGCAGCCCAGGUCUUUGCCCAUUGUUUCUAUCUUGGAUCCUCGUGGGCCGCUUCCUCCUGGUGUCACGUUGUUGCCCUCCCAGAAACAGAGGGUGCCCCCCCCUCCAGGAGAAGACAAAGAGGCCUGGCAGCAUGAAGAGAUCAGCAUCAGUGGGCCAAAGAUCCCUCAGGUUCUGGAGAAGAUCCUGCAGCUGAAGGAGAUCAGACAGGGGCAGCUCACUGAUGUAGCAGACGACGACGAUGAUGGGAGGGACAUGGAUGCCACCAAUUCCUCAGCGCUGAUGUCUGAGAACGACGAAGAUGGUCUGAUGUCUAAAAAAGAUAAAAACCGCAAGAGGAGGAACCGCAAAAAGAAGAGCAAGAAGAAGCGAGCUCAGGAGAAGAAGGAACAAGCUGAGCAGCAGCAGAAGAAGGGAGGUGGUGAGAAGGAGAAGGAGAAAGAGAAAGGGAAGGAGCCAGAGGUGGAGAUCGAGUACGUCACAGAUGAGCCGGAGAUCUACGACCCGAACUUUAUCUUCUUCAAGAGGAUUUUUGAGGCUUUUAAGCUGACUGAUGAUGUGAAAAAAGAGAAGGAGAAGGAGCCGGAGAAGGCGGAAAAGCAGGAAGUUUUAGGCGUUCUGCGAAAGAAAGGGUUUGAGUUGGAGAGGAGAGACAGUGAUGACAGCGAUGAGGAAGUCAAACAGGAUGUUCCUAAACUGUCCAAGAAGAAGCUGAGGAGGAUGAACAGGCUGACAGUAGCUGAGCUCAAACAGCUGGUGGCCCGACCCGAUGUGGUGGAGAUGCACGACGUGACGGCUCAGGAGCCCAAGCUGCUGGUGCACCUGAAGGCCACCAGGAACACGGUCCCUGUGCCGCGCCACUGGUGCUUCAAACGCAAGUACCUGCAGGGCAAGCGAGGCAUAGAGAAGCCCCCGUUCCAGCUGCCGGAGUUCAUCAGGAGGACGGGGAUCCAGGAGAUGAGGGAGGCUCUGCAGGAGAAGGAGGACGCCAAAACCAUGAAAACCAAAAUGAGAGAGAAGGUUCGUCCCAAGAUGGGAAAGAUCGACAUCGACUACCAGAAGCUCCAUGACGCGUUCUUCAAGUGGCAGAUCAAGCCCAAGCUCACCAUCCAUGGAGACCUCUACUACGAGGGUAAAGAGUUUGAAACGCGUCUGAAAGAGAAGAAACCAGGAGAUCUCUCUGAUGAGCUGCGGAUCGCUCUGGGGAUGCCCGUGGGACCGAACGCCCACAAGGUGCCCCCCCCCUGGCUGAUAGCCAUGCAGAGGUACGGCCCCCCUCCCUCCUACCCCAACCUCAAGAUCCCUGGACUCAACUCGCCCAUCCCAGAUAACUGUACGUUUGGUUAUCACGCCGGAGGCUGGGGCAAGCCGCCGGUGGACGAGAUGGGCAAACCGCUUUACGGCGACGUGUUUGGGACCAACUCCGCUGACUUCCAGGCUAAAGCAGAGGAGGAGGAGGUGGACCGCACGCCGUGGGGAGAGCUGGAGCCUUCAGAUGAGGAGUCAUCAGAGGAGGAAGAGGAGGAGGAGAGCGAUGAAGAGAAGCCAGAUGAAACUGGAUUCUUCACACCAGCUGACAGUGGGCUGAUCACACCUGGAGGCUUCUCGUCGGUGCCCAUCGGCACGGAGACGCCUGAGCUGAUUGAGCUGAGGAAGAAGAAGAUCGAGGAGGCCAUGGACGGAAACGAGACUCCUCAGCUUUUCACCGUCCUGCCAGAGAGACGAACUGGCCCCGUCGGGGCGGCCAUGAUGGCGUCCACGCACAUCUACGACAUGUCGGGGGCCAUGGUGAGUCGUAAGACCGGUGGAGGGCAUGACUCCCAUGGCGUAGAGGUGGCCCUGGCCCCCGAGGAGUUGGAGCUGGACCCGAUGGCCAUGACGCAGAAGUACGAGGAGCACGUCAGAGAACAGCAGGCCCAGGUGGAGAAGGAGGACUUCAGCGACAUGGUGGCUGAGCACGCUGCCAAGCAGAAGCAAAAGAAGAGGAAGGCCCAGCCUCAGGAUACCAGAGGCAGCGCCAAGAAAUACAAAGAGUUCAAGUUCUAGAGGAGAACCGCAGCAGCGGGGGGUGGGGGGGUGGGGGGGGGGGGGGGGGGGGAGUGACAGAUUUCUGUUUUCAGAUGAUGCAGCUUGGAUCAGUAAAGCAGUUUAACCAGGUUUAUUCCUUAAACUAAACAUCAACACUGCUGUCAGGAUAAAUCUCAUGUGACUGGUGUCGUGUCAGAAAGGCAUCUCCUCUGUUUAACUGUGCUUUUUAGCUCGUGGCUGUUUUUCACCAUGUUUUACUUUUUUCUGCUUUUGUAAAUAAAUGAAAUGAUUCUAAACCUCCA
Messenger RNA from Nothobranchius furzeri (turquoise killifish), 2887 nucleotides. RefSeq names its product splicing factor 3b, subunit 2 (gene sf3b2). The record is from RefSeq and is a predicted model, not a curated record. Gene Ontology annotation, cellular component: U12-type spliceosomal complex; nucleus. Lineage: Eukaryota; Metazoa; Chordata; Actinopteri; Cyprinodontiformes; Nothobranchiidae.